UCGUGUCAGUGCACAGUCUGUGUGUGGUACAGCGCGCGGCGGAGGAACUGGGUAUACCCACCAGUAAGCUAGUGGUAGAUUUCACAACGGCCGACAUUUUCAGAAGAAGUAACCCGUUUAUUCGCCACACCAACAAAAAAAGAAGAAGAAUAGAACAAAUCUUUGGAUUUACAGGAAGACUCGCGUCCUACUUCUGGAUCUAAUACUCUUUGAGGUCGUAUGCGGGCGACAACUAGUCCCGAUCGAGGGGUUUCCGACGUCCGACCGGACGGAGAGACGCUCUCCGCCUCGGGUUCACCGGGGUUUUAAAGCACUCUCCAGGGGCGAAGAAGUGUUAGAAAAAUACAAAACGGCGACGGACAUUUCCUGCCGUUAUCGUUCUGUGGUGACGGUUACACGUGAAGGAUAUUAAGCUUUUUGUUUUCUGGAUACUAUUUUUUUUUUUUUACCUGUGAAGAAGAGAGAGAGAGGGGAGGAAUCAACCCAGACAAAGGUACAAAGAAGAGGCCGACGAGGGGGGGGGGGAUACAUCCAGCGGUCGGGCUCCGAGAGUGCGACUCGCAGCCGAGGAACAGGGCUUUGUCCGCCGCCAUCCUGCGUACAGAGGGGAGGGGGUGGCGGUGAUUUACCGCACCUUCACCGGGAUUAAGGAAGCAAAGGAGAGGAGGAAGAAGAAGAAAAAAAGAGCCGAAUUCACUCGUGCACAAGGACGCGACAUGUAUCCACAAGGCCGGCAUCCGGCACCUCACCAGCCAGGGCAGCCUGGCUUCAAGUUCACUGUGGCGGAGUCCUGUGAUAGGAUCAAAGACGAAUUUCAGUUCCUGCAGGCUCAGUACCACAGUCUGAAAGUGGAGUACGAUAAACUGGCCAAUGAAAAGACGGAGAUGCAGCGUCACUAUGUCAUGUACUACGAGAUGUCCUAUGGGCUCAACAUUGAGAUGCACAAACAGACUGAGAUCGCCAAACGUCUCAAUGCAAUUCUGGCUCAGAUCAUGCCGUUCUUAUCACAAGAGCAUCAACAGCAGGUGGCUCAGGCUGUUGAACGGGCCAAGCAGGUCACGAUGACUGAGCUGAAUGCGAUCAUCGGGGUACGUGGACUUCCCAAUCUGCCUCUCACUCAGCAGCAGCCGCCUCAUAGUGUCUACCCAGCCUUCAUGCAGCAGCAGCUCCAGGCUCAGCACCUCUCUCACGCCGCCCACGGCCCCCAGGUCCAGCUGCCCCCUCACCCCUCAGGCCUGCAGCCGCCCGGCAUGCCCCCCGUGACGGGCGCCGGCGCCGGCCUGCUGGCUCUGGGUGCUCUCGGCAGCCAGGCCCACCUGCCUGUGAAGGAUGAGAAGAACCACCACGACCUGGAGCACCGAGGCCCCUCAUCUUUUCACUUGCCUCUGGCCAACUCCCUGAAAGAGCGCGAGUCGAGCACGAAUAACUCGGUGUCGCCAUCAGACAGCCUGCGGGCGGCGAGUGAGAAGCACCGCGGCUCUUCAGAUUACAGCCUCGACUCCAAGAAACGUAAAGUGGACGACAAAGACAGCAUGAGCCGAUAUGACAGUGACGGAGACAAAAGUGACGACUUGGUGGUGGACGUUUCCAAUGAAGACCCGGCCACCCCCCGAGUCAGCCCCGCUCACUCGCCUCCAGAAAACGGCCUGGAUAAAUCACGAGUCCUGAAGAAGGACGCCGCCCCCAACAGCCCCGCCUCCGUCGCCUCCUCGGGCAGCACGCCGUCCUCCAAAGCGAAGGACCACGCCCACAAUGACAAGUCAUCCACACCCAGCCUGAAGUCCAACACGCCUACUCCGAGGAAUGAGGCUCCGACGGCAGGAACCAGCACCACUCCAGGACUCCGGCCUCUCACGAUGGGCAAACCGCCCGGCUUGGAGGCAUUGGCGGCCCCGGCCCUGCGCACGCCGCUGUCCAUCGCGGGUUCCUACGCCUCCCCGUUUGCGAUGAUGGGUCAUCACGAGAUGAACGGAUCCCUGACCAGCCCGGGCGUCUAUCCGGGUCUCAUUUCUCCACAGAUGAGUGCUGCGGCUGCCGCCGUCGCCUACGGACGCUCACCAAUUGCAGGGUUUGACCCUCAUUCUCACAUGAGAGCUCCAGGCCUGCCAGCCAGCCUCACGUCCAUUUCUGGAGGAAAACCAGCGUAUUCUUUUCACGUGAGUGCAGAUGGUCAGAUGCAGCCCGUGCCCUUCCCUCCAGAUGCGCUGAUUGGCCCGGGCAUCCCGCGCCACGCUCGCCAGAUCAACACGCUGAGCCACGGAGAAGUGGUGUGCGCCGUCACCAUCAGCAACCCCACGCGUCACGUCUACACCGGCGGCAAGGGUUGUGUCAAGAUCUGGGACAUCAGCCAGCCGGGCAGCAAGAGCCCAGUGUCCCAACUCGACUGCCUGAACAGGGACAAUUACAUCCGCUCCUGCAAGCUCUUGCCUGACGGCCGCACCCUCAUAGUGGGUGGCGAGGCCAGCACGCUGACCAUCUGGGACCUGGCCUCGCAGACGCCGCGCAUAAAGGCCGAGCUCACCUCCUCCGCUCCGGCCUGCUACGCGCUGGCCAUCAGCCCCGACGCCAAGGUCUGCUUCUCCUGCUGCUCGGAUGGAAACAUUGCCGUGUGGGAUCUCCACAACCAGACCCUCGUCAGGCAGUUCCAGGGCCACACAGAUGGAGCCAGCUGCAUCGACAUCUCCCACGACGGGACCAAACUGUGGACCGGAGGGCUGGACAACACGGUCCGCUCCUGGGAUCUGAGGGAGGGACGGCAGCUCCAGCAACACGACUUUACCUCGCAGAUCUUCUCGUUGGGCUACUGUCCCACCGGAGAGUGGCUGGCUGUGGGCAUGGAGAGCAGCAACGUGGAGGUGCUGCACCACACCAAGCCUGACAAGUACCAGCUGCACCUGCACGAAAGCUGCGUCCUCUCACUCAAGUUCGCCUACUGUGGUAAAUGGUUUGUGAGCACGGGGAAAGACAAUCUGCUGAAUGCAUGGAGGACUCCUUAUGGCGCCAGCAUAUUCCAGUCGAAGGAGUCGUCCUCCGUCCUGAGCUGCGACAUCUCCGCCGACGACAAAUACAUCGUGACGGGAUCCGGCGACAAGAAGGCCACCGUGUACGAGGUCAUCUACUAGAGGGAGGCUCCCGCUUCAGCACUGAUGAGACGACGCUUACGGCCGUCUGUGGACGACAACGUGCUACAAUCAACUCCAGAUUUGGCAAUCGGAACUGGCGGUGAUCGAGGGAGCUGUCGGCCCGAAGGAUGCUUGUGCUGGAAAGAAGGUUUUCUGUACUUGUUUUGGAAGGUUUCUUGUUUUCUUUUUUUUUUUUUGGGCUACACGUUUUUUCUUUUCUUCUUUUUGUGACUUUCUUUCUCCCCCCCUCCCCCCGUGAGAAUAUUUGGGCGUAAACCCGAUGAAGCGGCGCUUCAUUUUCUGAGACCCCCCCCCCCCCUCCUCCUCCCCGUCCCGUCCCGUCCCUCCUCGCCCCAGACGUCUUGUGAAAAGUGUACAUAUCGGAUUAAAUAAAAGACACUUUAUAUAUAUUAUAAAAUAUAUAUAUUUUCAUGUCCUGGGUGUACUUGUGAUCAAUUUUUUUUGUUUUUGUUUUUUGGGCCCACUCUUGUCUUAUGCCAUAAUAUUUGAGUGGGGAAAAGCGGAACAUAGGUUUAGAACUUUUUAACAAUUUUACUCUUGAUUUUCUUAAAGCACAUUCUCCGGGGCUGACCCUUUUUAUUCCGAAAUCGAACCGAGGAGCAUGAAACUUGUACGUAGGACGUUUUUUGUGGGGAUUUCUUUUCCAAAAGGCCUUUUUUUGUCACAGUGCUCUUACCGGACUAUGGACACGUGGAGUCCUCUGACUCCGGCAGAGACUCGGCUGGUUUGGACCACUGUGGGACGGAGCAGGACGCCAUGAUUCAGGAAAAAGAAAUGGAUGUAAAUUUAAUUCAUAUAUGACAAAAGACUUUUUUUUCCUUUUUUUUUUUAAAGUGUACUGCUCUGUCUGUGCUACCGUUUCUCCCUGUUUGUUUUACCCUGUUGGAUUAUGGGGGAAACGUUUAUUGUUUAGCCUGACUCUUGGACCUCAGUUGGCAGCAGAAGCACUAGAGCAGCCACAAACUGGAUGAAAAUGUGCUCUCUUUUUUUUUGCUAACUUAACGCAAUAUGGAUGUUGAAUUGAAUUGAAUUGAUUUGUCGAUUUCCAGACUAAACUCAAAACGGUUCAAUCUGCGCUACUGGAAUCCUUCCGUCCGUCUGCAUCUUUAUCAAUAUUCCUGGAAUAUGUUUGGGUUUUGGCGGAGAUCUGUAAACGCUCACGAGGACGGAGGGCACGGCACUUAAAAAAAAUGUAAACGCAAAUUAAACAGGUCGAGUGUCUCCAAUGUAGACGGUAUGAAGCAAUGCGUAAUUCUGGUUGUACACUGUGCUCCUGAUCCCGUCAGCAUUUCCCACAGAAGGAGAAACAAAUCUAAAAGGGGCUGAUAAGCGCCGGCCCUCUGAAUCACACCAAAGUAUGUAGCAAAUGCUGUCGGCACUGAAAAAGAAAUGUACAGUUGUUAAUAAAUCAAUAAAACAGUUUUUUUUGUAGAA
Cyclopterus lumpus (lumpfish) is the source of this 4577-nucleotide messenger RNA. RefSeq names its product transducin-like enhancer protein 3-B. The transcript has 22 exons. Gene Ontology annotation, molecular function: protein binding; transcription corepressor activity. The record is from RefSeq and is a predicted model, not a curated record. Bases 717 to 3122 code for a protein of 801 amino acids. Gene Ontology annotation, cellular component: transcription regulator complex; nucleus. NCBI's taxonomy places the organism in Eukaryota, Metazoa, Chordata, Actinopteri, Perciformes, Cyclopteridae. Gene Ontology annotation, biological process: regulation of DNA-templated transcription; negative regulation of canonical Wnt signaling pathway.